Aaosphaeria arxii CBS 175.79 is the source of this 732-nucleotide messenger RNA. RefSeq lists its product as uncharacterized. The record is from RefSeq and is a predicted model, not a curated record. Bases 17 to 652 code for a protein of 211 amino acids. The transcript has a single exon. NCBI's taxonomy places the organism in Eukaryota, Fungi, Ascomycota, Dothideomycetes, Pleosporales.
AGUCUUCAGUUCCCACAUGCAGGACGCAACAACACAGAGCAGGCUUCUAUUCAAAAAGGAAGAGUCUCAAGAACAUAUACCUAACAACCCUAGCUCAGAAAUACAGGCGUCGUCUGCUAUCCCCACAUACAUGUCAGAGCAUCAAGAUAGAACCCCGGGCUGGUCUUUCAGUAAUCUUCGAUCAAGCCCACUAGAUCCCACUCUCCAACACCCAUCUAGUGCACAUGGCCACUCCCCUCGACGAAUUGCCUCCUUUGUCUACCAAGGCCAAGAUCCCCCUCUCAUGUCCGGAGGAGCAGGUUCUCCAGACGGCAUUCAUCUCCAUGUACCAGACCCCGAAUCUCAACAUAAACAUCGGCGUCGUCGCUCUAGCCCCGUGCCCGUUCCUGUCUACAAACUCAAGUGGAACCUCACCCUUGGUUGGGGCACGUAUCUAAAGGAGUGUGUGAAGUAUGAAUCAAAGCGGCGGGCUAAAUUGAAGAGGAGGCAGGAGCGACGGGCACGUCGAGAGGCGAGGAAGAAAGCCGAUGAUAAGAGUAGAAAAGUUGCGUAUUCACAGAGCGCUCAUAGUCAGAUAGUCGAGGCAAGGGAUAGGGAACAGGAGGGGUUCGUGCCGCCAGCGAUUAGGAUCAGUAGAGAUCAGAAUCCGUGAUUAGGUGGGUUAUGGGUUGUAUGUUGUAUGUUGUAAGGUAGAAACUAUUAAUACACAUUAUUUUAAAAUGAAAAAAAUAA